Messenger RNA from Arctia plantaginis, 1089 nucleotides. Lineage: Eukaryota; Metazoa; Arthropoda; Insecta; Lepidoptera; Erebidae. The record is from the annotation of a GenBank genome assembly.
AUGACUCCAGUUUCUAAAUUCACGUCUUGGUUACGCUGGUGCUUUGGAAAUUCAGUGAUACAUUAUCAUAGUAAUUUGAAAAAUAUGAAAUACAUAAAAUUGUCUCAAACGAACGAUUUAAUGCCUACGUUAGGUUUAGGGACAUGGCAGGCACCACCAGAUGUCGUAGAAUCUGCUGUUUAUAAAGCUUUAGAUUUGGGAUACAGACAUUUAGAUACAGCGUUUAAUUAUAACAAUGAAGAAGCUAUUGGCACAGCAGUGACAAAAUGGAUUGAUGACGGGAAAGGUGCGAGAUCUGAUUUGUUUAUUACUACUAAGCUUCCACAUGUCGGCAACAGGGCAUCAGACGUGAGAAAAUUUCUGAAUUUGCAACUCGAACGGCUGCAAAUGAAUUAUGUUGACUUGUAUCUAAUUCACGUGCCCUUUGGAUUUAAAUGUGAUCCAAUAUCUCUUACUCCUACUGUCAAAGAAACUGGAGAUUAUGAAUUAGACAUGGAUACUAAUCAUGGCUUAACUUGGCAGGUCAUGGAAGAGUGUCAAAAAGAAGGACUGAUUCGAAACCUUGGCUUAUCGAAUUUUAAUGAGAAACAAACUGAAAACAUUAUAAAAAACGCUCAGCUAAAACCACAGGUUUUACAAGUCGAACUGCAUGCUUACUUUCAGCAGGUACAACUUCGCAAAUUUUGUGAAGACAAUCACAUAGUUUUAACUGCGUAUGCGCCUCUCGGUAGCCCUGGAGCAAAGACGCACUUUGUAACAAAAUAUAAAUAUAGCCCUAGUGCUUUUCCAGACUUACUCAGUUUGCCAGAAGUAAAAGGGAUUGCAGACCGCUAUGGGAAAACACCUGCACAAAUAUUGCUACAUUUUUUAGUGCAGGAACAAAUUGUGGUGAUCCCCAAAAGUACGAAUGAGCACAGACUAAAGGAAAACAUGGAUAUAUAUGAUUUUGAGUUAACACCAGAAGAAAUGGAUUCUCUGAGGAAGUUAGACAAAGGAGAAGAUGCUCGAAUUUUUAAUUUUCUGUUCUGGAAAGGAGUCGAAAAUCAUCCUGAAUAUCCUUUUAAGUUGGACCAGACUGCUGAAGUAUAG